Microbotryum saponariae is the source of this 2538-nucleotide messenger RNA. The record is from the annotation of a GenBank genome assembly. NCBI's taxonomy places the organism in Eukaryota, Fungi, Basidiomycota, Microbotryomycetes, Microbotryales, Microbotryaceae.
AUGUCCAAGGAGACCACGGGCGACAUCCCCUCGGCGGGCCGCUCGGGCGAGCACAGUCUCGAGACCAACACGGUCAUCGUCGUACUCGGUGCCAGUGGUGAUCUUGCGAAGAAGAAGGUGCGUUCCAAGCCAUGCAUAGAUGAACUGGACUUGGAAGGCAAAUUUGUGGAGUGAUCUAGCGUAUCCGCGGUGUGGCCGUCCCUGCUCAUUCCCGCGCCCCGGAUGAUGACGAUGACGGUCACGGCUCGGGCGGGGUGUGCAGCCCACACCGAGGGACGCCGAUCGGUCAGAGAGGCAGUCGAGCUACUCCGCCCACCUUGCGCCCUGAUGCAUGCAUACACGGUAUUCCUCGAAGAGUAUAGCUAAUCUCGCAUGGUACUAUCUCUUUCGCACAGACCUUCCCCGCCCUUUUCGGGCUGUACAACAACGGCUUCUUGCCCAAGGGCAUCCGCAUCGUCGGCUAUGCCCGCACAAAGAUGGACGAGGAGGUCAGUGUGCAAAUCCCGCCAGUCCUUCACAUUGCUCCUAUGGCUCGAGACAGCCUCUUGUAUCUCCCGUUGCGACGCAUGCUGCCCUUCAGCUUGGAUGCGGCCAACGCCGAAUUGCCGCGGAGUCUACGGCGCCUGUUCCCGCCAUUCGUUGAUCAGCCGCCGCGGUCACUUGCUCGGGUCGCAAGUGCCAAAGGAUGGUCGGACAUCGCUUGCUGUCGGCCUCCCUUCAACUGGGAUCGCACGGAGGACCUGUCAUCAGCCACUCGGUGAUAUGCCGCCGCACGCGGCGAACGGCGCUUCGGACCGCGCCAGUCCGGGCAUACCGGCAACCCACCCGAGCCGGGACUUGUCUUCGCCAACAGCUGCCAGGCAUCGCAGUACGAUAGGACUGAGCUGACACGUGGAACUGCCCCGCCAUUCACAGGAGUACCACAAGCGAGUUGUUCAGUACAUCAAGACCCCAAUUCCGGCCAUGAAGAAGAAGCUCGAGGAAUUCGUCGGCCUCUGCACCUACGUCUCGGGCCAGUACGACGACGAUGAGAGUUUCCAAGGCCUCGAGAAGGAGCUUAAACGCAUCGAAAGCGAAUAUGAGGACAAGGGUUCCAAGAACCGCGUCUUCUACAUGGCCCUGCCCCCGAGCGUGUUCACGACCGUCGCACAGCACCUCAAGACCAACAAUUACUCGGAGGGUGGCAUCAACCGAAUCAUCGUCGAGAAGCCGUUCGGCAAGGACUUGGAGAGCUCGCGUGAAAUGCAGGAGGCGCUUAAGAAACAGUGGAAGGAAGACGAGGUGAGUCGAAUGGAUGCUAGAAGUAUACGUGGACCGCACCGUUGUCUGACGAUGAUGACAACCUGGCACCCCUUGGCAUUUCGUGACAGAUCUACCGAAUCGACCACUACCUCGGAAAGGAGAUGGUCAAAAAUUUACUUGUUCUUCGAUUCGCCAACGUCAUGCUUGAUGCUUCUUUCAACAAGUCGCUCAUCUCGAACGUGCAAAUCACGUUCAAGGAACCUUUCGGUACCGAGGGUCGCGGCGGUUACUUUGACGAGUUCGGAAUCAUCCGUGAUGUUAUGCAAAACCGUGAGCAUUCAGUGAUCUCUGCAUUAAUUUUUCUAGAAAGGCCUUGCAGCUCAUACAGUCGUCGUACUCUCCCUCACAGACUUGUUCCAAGUUCUCAGUAUCCUUACCAUGGAGCGACCUGUGUCAUUCUCGUCCGAGGACAUCCGAGAUGAGAAGGUGCGUUCUUGUGGUCGAUGUGGCUAUUUUCUUGAGCGGGGUUUUAAGUGAGCGUCUUUGGCUUCGUGUUGCAGGUCAAGGUGCUUCGCUAUAUCCCGCCUGUUUCCGUCGACGAGUGCUUGCUCGGGCAAUACACUGGCGCCGAGACCAAGGACGGAAAGAAGCCCGGCUACCUCGAGGAUGAGACUGUACCCAAGGGAUCCAUCUGCCCUACUUUUGCUGCUAUUGUCGUCCACGUCAACAACCCGCGCUGGGAAGGUGUCCCCUUCAUCCUCAAGGCCGGUAAAGGUGAGUGACGACGAGUACGACAGAUUCUCCGUUACAUUGCUCAUACUCCUCGAUUUGUCUGCUCGCACUCCAGCCCUCAACGAACAAAAGACGGAGAUUCGAAUUCAGUACAGGGACGUGACCGACGGUAUCUUCGCCGAGAUUACGCGCAAUGAGCUCGUGAUCCGAGUGCAGCCCAACGAGGCGCUGUACCUCAAGCUCAACGCCAAAGCCCCAGGGUUGGCGAUGCGCACGGUGCCGACCGAGAUGGACUUGACGUACAAGCGCCGCUUCUCGGACCUCAAGAUCCCCGAGGCGUACGAGGCGCUGAUCCUCGAUGCGUUCAAGGGCGACUCGGCCAACUUUGUGCGCGACGACGAGCUCGAUAUUGCGUGGAAGGUUUUCACGCCGCUGCUGCACUACAUUGACGAGAAGAAGCCCAAGCCCGAGCCGUACGAGUACGGAUCGCGUGGGCCAGCAUCGUUGGAGGACUUUGUCAACAAGCACGGUGGCUACACCCGCAGCGAGAAGCCUUACACGUGA